Molecule: messenger RNA, 3729 nt
Organism: Hylaeus volcanicus
Lineage: Eukaryota; Metazoa; Arthropoda; Insecta; Hymenoptera; Colletidae
Gene: sud1
Product: prolyl 3-hydroxylase OGFOD1
Exons: 2
Coding region: 654-2483 (609 amino acids)
Biological process (GO): peptidyl-proline hydroxylation; regulation of translational termination
Cellular component (GO): cytoplasm
Molecular function (GO): L-ascorbic acid binding; iron ion binding; peptidyl-proline dioxygenase activity
Source: RefSeq, a predicted model, not a curated record
UGAAUCGACGUUUUCGCCAGCGGUAGUAGCAGUCCCUGGGCAGGCAGAAUGCAACUGCGUGGUGACACGGAACGACGGACCUAGUUCGCUAAAUUUGGACACACGUGCAAUUUCUGAACACGUGUGGGUCGAGCGACCACGUGGGCCGCGUGUACAGAGAAACAAGUGCUGCACAUCGUCCGGUGAGUGCAUUCAGAAAAAACUGUGAUAUAUCUCCACUAUCGGGCGAAAUGGCUCGUAGAGAAUGAAACACCAUUUUAGCCGAACGAGAAAUAAUCCAGAAGAAUCACUGCCAAUUGUCGAAUGAACGAAUAACUCGCUCCGAAAGCGUUAACCUUUGACGAUGGUAUUUUGAGAGAAAUAAACGUUCACGAGCUCGCAGUUAACUAAUGUUUCUUCCAGAAAGUCCAUUUUAACGUGUAUAGGAUAGAGGCAUAUUCGAAAUAUGUAAUGAGACAUAUCUAUGUAUUAGAGACAAAAAAAUGUGAUAUAGUUUAUAGUAAUUUACCAAUUUAUAGAAGACACUUGUAAGUAAAUUAGACAGGAACAUGUAUUGUUAAAUCAAAGACAAGAGCUGUAUCGCUAAAAGACUGAUAGCAUAAGGAAAUACGAGCAGGAAUUCUUAUCAGUUGACAUAACAGAGGUAUAGAGUUAUGGCCCAAGAAGAACCGAUAUCUAAGAAGCUUAAAUAUUCCGUCAUCUCGGAUCAUGUAUAUUCGUCUAACUUUCAACAACUUUUCCAUGACCAUUGGCACAAUUUCAGUGAUGUAAAGAAGGACAAUCUUGAGAUUAUAUCGAAACCCUUUAGAAUAUGCAAAAUUUCAAAUUUUUUAUCCAACGAAGAAUUCAUGGAUGAAAUAAAGAAUGAAUUGUUAGAUGUCAAAAGUAGAAGAAAUAGUAUAGAUCUUUAUCAGUUUGAGCAGACCAGCGAUCUUGCCAACAUCGACACUAAAAACUUGAAGCUUUUGUACAAAACUUUUCAAACAGACUUAGCGAUAUGGAUGGAACGCAACACUAAGAUAGAACUUAAUAACAAAAUAUCAAUGUCCAGCGCUUGCUAUUCCGAUACCGACUAUUUGCUUUGCCACGACGACAACAUAGGCGAUCGCAGAAUUGCUUUUAUAUUGUAUCUUUCAAAAAACUGGACCACCGAGGAUGGAGGAGCCUUGGAUUUAUUUGACACGGAUGACAAUGGAUUGCCUAGAAAUGUUGUAAGAUCGUUAGUACCGGAAUACAACUCUCUUGUAUUCUUUGAAGUUGUAGAUAAUUCUUACCAUCAAGUAGCUGAAAUAACUUCACCCGAUAAAUCUCGUUGGACUAUUAAUGGUUGGUUUCAUGGACCUCUUAAAGAAAGUACCAGGCCUCCAAGACCAGAUAUAGAAGUAAAUUAUAUAGAACCAAUUAAUACCCAGGUAGAUUUGGACAAUUGGAUAACAAAGUGCUACUUAUUUUCUGAUAUUGUUAAAGAAAUUCAGCAAGACGUAGAACAAGAAUCAUUUGCAUUUUUAUCUAAUUUUUUAAGAGAAGAUAUUUAUGAGAAAUUAUCAUCAGAUCUAUCAUCGACUGUAAUUGUUUGGCAAAAAGUUGGUCCAGCAGAUAUCCGCAAUUAUGAAGUAGCAAAAGAGGAGACCCUCCCUGAGCUACUGAAACAGUUUUACAAUACGUUUAAAUCUGUUUCUAUGUUUCAAUUGCUGAAGGACUACACAGAAUUGGAUCUUGUACCGGAUAAGGAGACCAUCAAACCCAAAAUGACCAUAGAACUGCAAAGGUGGUCGAAAGGUUGCUACACGUUGAUAUCCGACAAAUCUGCGCUUCCCAUGAGCGAAAAGAAAUCCAGUAGCAACGGAUGCACAAAUCAAAAUGAAGAGGGGCAAGAGGACUCGUCGGAUAUACCAAGGACGAGCAAAAGCGGUAAAAGCCUCCAAGAAAAAAUCAGCAGCGAUGACAAAAGCGCAGAGUCGGGUUGCGAUACUCCUCUAAGUAACAAAGAGGACGAGGAAAUCGACGAGGAUGAGAUACUGAAAAAGAUACUGAAAGGGAAAUCUCCCCGAUCGAAGAAGAAAAACUUAUCCCAGCAAUCGUCCUCGUCCAAAUUAGAGACUCUUUCGCCUCAAAAAUUAGGUAGGCUUUUGGACACCGAUGAUUCGGACGUAUCGGACAUAGGGGAUUACUUGUCGGAUCCUUUGGAUUGUUCUCUCGAAUGUUCCGAUCAGGAAGAUCAGGAAGACAUAGAGGAUACGAACGUUUCAGAACCAGGUGCUCUCGAUGUGAUAAUUCAAUUUCAUACGAAUCAUGUACCCGAGGACGACACGAUAGAUUACGUAGAUCCUAAAGAGCAAGAGGGUGCUCUGAUUCACGUACCUGCAAAAAACAACCACCUCUGUCUGGUCUACAAGACGCUGGGUACUUGUCGGCUUCAGAAAUAUGUGAAUCAUUACUGUAAAGAUUACUUUUACAAUCUGAUUUGUACAUAUUACGAAUAGUAAUUCCACUCGCUGGGUGUCCGAAUCGAUUGUGACGCGAUCCGCGGAUGACUUGGGAAUUGUAUAAUGAAUUGCGGACGAGAAGCGUGCGCCUUAAAAAAAUGUAUCAUAGUAUUCGUAUUAAUAAAAUUGUCAGUAUUUAUCGUCGGAUAUUUCUUGUUGUGUUCACUUUUAUCCUCGUAAAUUUACAUUGUACUAUACAUACAGUAUAGCUAUACAUAUAAUACAGUUGCCAAAGAUUUUCGAUCACGCUUGGGAUUUCAUCAUAUAUUUCGGAUAAGGUGUCUUUGUAAAAAAAGGGGGUUAUUGCACAAGAACAGUAUUCACUGGAUUUAUAAAAUAUGGUAUUGUUAAAGUAAUUGCAAAAAGAAUUUUAUUGCUAUCGAUUCAAACAAGGAAAGAGAUUGACAAAAGUUUCAAGUUAUAGAAUUAAACUGCAGUAAGCAAAGAAUGUAACAAAAAAUUCGACAUAAAUUUUUCAUAUGUCAAUGAAGUACGUUUAAUACUUGGUGCUACAACUUUUUAAUGCAAUUAGUGGCAUAACGUCGGAGCAUUGAAUCGGUCCGCACAAUCUUAGGUAUUUCCAAUAAUUUGAGAACAAAAAUUUGUUUAAUACAAUAGUUAAUUAGUGUUGAAUCGGCUAUAAAUUUUAAUAUAAAAAUUUUCCAAACAAAUCUUUUUAUUUUAUUAAAAAUAAAGUAACUUUUUACCAGUUACAAUGUUGUGAAUUUAACACAGUCCCAUUUUAUAUAAAAAAAGGUUCCUUUGGAAAUUGUUUACAUUAAAACUUGUAGCUAACAGAAUACUAAUUAACUUUCGUUGCAAACAUAUUGUUUUCAUCAAAUUAUCAUUAACUUGUUUAGUAGCCUUUUUUUUGCAGAAACCUUAUUUGAAGAAUGUGGUAAAAUUACAAUAUGGCCGAAAACUGUUGAUAGCGAUAGGAUCUCGUUGAAGUCGAUCGUUCUGUGGGAUAUUAAUUAGGAUGUUCGUGCUACUUAAGAAAACCACAGUGCAGAAAAGAAUUCUCAAUAAUUUAUUGGGUGUAAUACACAUUUCUAUUGCUUACGGUUAUGUUACGGAGCUAAUGUUAGGUGCAGUAAGGGUUCAUGCGUGGAUUUAGCUAUACUCUACUGUUUCUUUACGGUGCAAGAAAAGCUCGAGGGAAGAUUCAAAGCAAUCAACACAAUCCUCAUUUCGAAAUACAGUCUUCAAAUAUCAGAGAAAUAAUAAUAAUGUUAAGCUUACG